AUGCAUGCAAGCGAUUGUUUAAGCGGCAACCGCGCGAGUGCUGCCAGCAUGGCCCCAGGUUUGUGCUGGAGGGUUCCAUGUUUCUAUUGCUCGUUGGUCAGGUUCUUUCUUCAGCUUGAUCAUCAUGUCGUUGGCCGGAGGGUUGAUCUCGUAGAGCAGGAUUUCACGCUUGUUUCAUAUUUCGAGACAACAGUGUCGAAGCCAAUGCAACGUGACCUUCGCAGCCUGGAUCAGCCGGAUUCCUGCAAACCAUUUAUGUCGCUGUCGCCUCUGAAGAACGUGCUGUAUGGGGUAAUAUCUGCUAGAGUAGUUGCGUGGCUUCGCCGCCCACGCAGCAAUUUCCAGCGCGCUGCAGCCCAAGGCAGCAGCGCAUGUACAGCGCUGGCCGCUGCAUCCCUGGCACCUUCUGCAGUGAGUAAGCAAGAGAGGAGCUCCGUGGCAGACGGCGUCGCUCUCCGGCGCUCUGCGACGUUUUCAUGCCAGCGGGGGCUGGCCUGCACCUGCGCGACGCGGAAGAGGUGGGCAUUCGACCACCUUUUCAUCAGCCUGGUAAGUUCCGUCGGAGAGGGAUGCGAGUGCUAA
Molecule: messenger RNA, 582 nt
Organism: Prorocentrum cordatum
Lineage: Eukaryota; Dinophyceae; Prorocentrales; Prorocentraceae
Source: the annotation of a GenBank genome assembly